Spea bombifrons (plains spadefoot toad) is the source of this 1708-nucleotide messenger RNA. RefSeq names its product inositol hexakisphosphate kinase 1 (gene IP6K1). Lineage: Eukaryota; Metazoa; Chordata; Amphibia; Anura; Pelobatidae. Gene Ontology annotation, cellular component: nucleus; cytoplasm. The record is from RefSeq and is a predicted model, not a curated record. Gene Ontology annotation, biological process: phosphatidylinositol phosphate biosynthetic process; inositol phosphate biosynthetic process. The transcript has 6 exons. Gene Ontology annotation, molecular function: inositol hexakisphosphate kinase activity. Bases 133 to 1503 code for a protein of 456 amino acids.
AGAAACGGGGGGGGUUUCAUCAUAUAUUGCUAGGCAAGAUUAGACGCGAUAAACGGCUGUGCACAUAAGACAACACCGGGCGCAUACGGAGAUGCAGGCUGGCGUGAGAUUAUUAACAACGAGGGAAAGGUCAUGUUUCAAAGAGGGCCGUGGAGUGACUCGCUAUUAAGAGACCUGCCGUCCACAGACUUUUGCUCUUCGUUACUGCUGUCAGGCCCCCGUGCCCCUCCCCAUGAUCUCGCCGAGCGUCAGGCGUCCAACGCAAUGUGUGUUUGUCAAACCAUGGAGGUGGGACAGUGCGGCAAGAGCACCGUGUGUCACAGGGGCCGGGGUGUCCUGCUGGAACCAUUCAUUCAUCAGGUGGGAGGUCAUAGCAGCAUGAUGCGCUAUGAUGACCACACAGUCUGCAAGCCUCUUAUUGCCCGGGAACAACGCUUCUAUGAAUCUCUUCCACCAGAGAUGAAAGAAUUUGCCCCUGAGUACAAAGGUGUAGUAUCUGUCUGCUUUGAAGGUGACAGUGAUGGUUACAUUAACCUUGUGGCAUAUCCCUUUGUGGAGAGUGAAAACAUGGAUCAAGAAGAAACCCCUGAGAGGGACCACCCAAGACGCAAGCACUCCCGCCGUGGACUUCAUCGCGCUAAUAGUGUUCCAGCCAGCAGUGAACAUAAGGAGGAGCAGCCAUUCUUGACUGGGGAGGACUCUGAGAGUGUCCAGGAGAUGAAGAGCCCGCAGCUGGAGCUGCUGAUGCAGUCAGAAGUUCCCUUUCAGAUGCUGGAUGGCAACAGUGGAAUAAGCUCAGAGCAGAUUAGCUACAACCCCUGGAGCCUUCGCUGCCACAAACAGCAACUCAACCGCAUGCGCUCAGAGUCCAAAGAGAGGAAACUCUACAAGUUCCUUCUCUUGGAAAAUGUGGUCCACCAUUUCAAGUUCCCGUGUGUUCUGGACCUUAAAAUGGGCACAAGACAACAUGGUGAUGAUGCUUCUGAGGAAAAGGCAGCACGGCAGAUGAAGAAGUGUGAGCAGAGCACAUCCGCCACGCUGGGCGUGAGGGUGUGCGGCAUGCAGGUCUUCCAAAAAGACACCGGACACUACCUGUGUCUGAACAAGUACUACGGCCGUGGACUGAGUGCUGAGGGUUUCAGAAAGGCUCUGUACCAGUAUCUUCACAACGGUAUACAUUUGCGCCAAGACCUACUCGAGCCUAUUCUGAGCAAACUAAGACGCCUUCUGUCUGUGCUGGAGAUCCAGGCUUCUUACCGCUUCUACUCAAGCUCCCUCCUGAUAAUCUAUGAUGGGGUGGACUGCUCAAGGGGAGGGGCCAUUAACCCCAAGGACCUAGAAUCAGUACCCAUGGUUGAUGUACGCAUGAUAGACUUCGCCCACAGCACCUAUAAAGGCUUCCGUGAUGACCCUACAGUGCAUGAUGGACCAGACAAUGGUUACGUGUUAGGCCUACGUAGCCUGAUAAGCAUCUUGGAGCAAAUUCGAGAUGAGAACCAGUAAUCUGGGUAGAGAACUACCUGUCCUGACAUCUAAGCUCCUCCAUGGCUCCCACUGUCCUUUUCCUUUGAAUGGAUAUUGUCACGGUGGCAUAAGGGCUCAGAGAGGGAUUUCAUGGACAUGUGAAACGCACAAUAAUAAGAGUGCCACAGUGGAAUUACAUAUCUCUUUGCACUUUUUUUCACAGUAUAAACCAAAUUAUGUUCUC